UGAUGUCUGCUCACCUAAUAAUCUGCGGUCUGCAUCACAGAACUGCAGAGCAGAGAAAACGCCACAGAAACCUAGGGCCACCCAAACUGAUUUCAGCAAAUGCAGGGCAGUCAUGUCAGUGGAGGAGGAGUUAAGGAAGGGAAGUGUGGGGGUAGCACGCUCUGAAAGAAAUACCGAGGUAGAAAACUACUAACCCAGAUAGGCAUAUACAAAGCGGUACUCUCUAUUUGAAUGUUUUAAACGGACCAUCCGAAAAGUCGCUAAGCUCACAGCUUUAAGCUGUCCUGGAGAUGGGGGACAAGGCGGGGACCAGGGUAUUCAAGAAGUCUAGCCCCAAUUGUAAGGUCACAGUGUACCUGGGAAAGAGGGAUUUCGUGGAUCAUUUGGAUCACGUGGACCCAGUAGAUGGUGUAAUCCUGGUUGACCCAGAAUAUCUCAAAGACAGAAAAGUGUUUGUGACCCUCACCUGUGCUUUUCGGUAUGGCCGCGAGGACCUGGACGUCCUUGGCCUGUCUUUCCGGAAGGAUCUGUACAUCUCCACCUUUCAGGCCUUCCCACCAAUCCCGGACGAGCGCAAGCCCAACAGUCGCCUGCAGGAGAGACUGCUUCGGAAAUUAGGGCAGCACGCGCAUCCCUUUCAUUUCACUAUCCCUCAAAACCUCCCCUGCUCCGUCACUUUGCAACCUGGACCUGAGGAUACUGGAAAAGCCUGUGGAGUUGACUUUGAGAUCAGAGCGUUCUGUGCCAAAACAGUAGAAGAGAAGAUACACAAAAGGAAUUCAGUGAGGUUAGUGAUUCGUAAAGUGCAGUAUGCGCCAGAGAAGCCCGGACCACAGCCCAUGGUGGAGACGACGCGGAGCUUCCUGAUGUCCGAUCGCUCGCUUCACCUGGAGGCCUCUCUAGAUAAAGAGUUAUACUACCAUGGAGAGCCCAUCAGUGUGAAUGUCCAUGUCACCAACAACUCAACCAAGACAGUCAAAAGAGUAAAAAUCUCUGUUCGUCAGUAUGCUGACAUAUGCCUGUUCAGCACAGCACAGUAUAAGUGCCCAGUGGCCCAUCUUGAGGCAGACGACCAGGUGUCGUCCAGCUCCACGUUCUGUAAGGUGUACACACUGACUCCCAACCUGGACAAAAACCGUGAGAAGCGGGGCCUCGCCCUGGACGGCAAGCUGAAGCACGAGGACACCAACCUGGCCUCGAGCACCAUUGUGAAAGACGUCAGCAACAAGGAAGUGCUGGGCAUCCUGGUGUCCUACCGGGUGAAGGUCAAACUGGUGAUUUCACGCGGAGGGCUCUUAAGCGGAUUGUUGGAGAGGGAUGUGGCAGUGGAGCUGCCCUUUGUCUUGAUGCAUCCCAAACCUACAGACCUCCCUGUUUCUCGGCCACCUUCAGCUGUUCCAGAGGCUGACCCUCCCAUUGACACGAACCUGAUUGAGUUUGACACAAAUAGCUUCUCUCAAGAUGACGACUUUGUGUUUGAGGACUUUGCCCGUUUAAGGCUCAAAGGAGUGACAAAUGAGUUGGAUGAAGAUUGCUAAAGAUCUGUUAUGUUUCCUUUUCUUUCUCUCUUUCUGUAAGCCCACCGCUUUCUUUUUCUCUUUCUAUUUCGUUCUUUCAUUCUUUCUCUAUCACACACAAUCUGUAUAUCAUUCAUGUAUAACAAACUGAUAAGAUACAGUCUCUUUGAAGAAUGAAACUGAAAACCCUUCCACCAUAUCGGCCGCAUUAAACUCCCCCUUAAAGUUUUACUCAAACUCGGCAACUUUUGCUGAACCCUUUACAGGGACCCACCAAACAGUUGCUAUGAUUAGAGAGAUCAAAACAGAUGCUGUUGAGGUUUCACGUGAAGCGAGGCAUCUGAUUUGACCAUGAUGGACUUUUAGAAGAGACAAACCAUUGCAAAUUAUCCUUUGGCUUUUCUGCAAGUUUUAAAUUCAGUUGUUCAUCAAAUUGCUUAACUUCUCUGUGACAGAAAUUAAAGGGUUUAAAAAAAAAGAGAGAGAAAGCUUGCCAAGGACUUGAGGAUCAGCAUCAUCUCCAGUUUCCAUAUGCCGUCUUACUUAGAAUGUUAAGCUACCCAUGGAAUCGUGGUUUACGAUGCCCUGUCAUUUUAUAUAUAUCAAAUUCUAUUUAAUAAGUGUCAUUUGCAUUGUGCGAUCAUGAUAUACAUUUAGAGCGGCAAGAAGUCUAAAUAAAUGAUUGUGCGAAAAAGGUGGCAAAAGAACACCUUCUCACAUUCUGUCUGGGGAGCUUUCAACCCAUGGGCGACCCCUAAUGAGCUGCACGGCACAAGUGGAAAUUGUUAUUGUGUUUGCUUUUGCAUGAAGCAUUGACAGGUGUUACUGCAAGAGACACCAAACUCAGAACAGUCUGUGCUUUCACUCCUGGGGGAAAUCAUGUCAAGGAUGGAGCCUUCUGUGUUGCUGUGAAGGAUUUUGUGUGCGUGUGUGUGUGUGUGUGAGUGUGUGUGUGUGUGUGAAUUCUGAGGAUGUCCUGCAUUGUGGAGCAAUCCUGUACAAAUGAAUGAGACUGCUGCUUUUCUGUUUUGUUGGACACCAUUGACACAACAGAACACAGGUUAAGAAGAAACAAGCUGUUGAAAAUAAUUAUUGUUAUGUUCAUUUUCACGAUCAUCAGAAAUGUGCUGUUGGCCAUUUUUUAUUUCAGAUUUUUAUUUAAUUUUCUAAUUAAAUGUGAGAAAAUCUAAAAUCA
Molecule: messenger RNA, 2712 nt
Organism: Clupea harengus (Atlantic herring)
Lineage: Eukaryota; Metazoa; Chordata; Actinopteri; Clupeiformes; Clupeidae
Gene: arrb2a
Product: arrestin, beta 2a
Biological process (GO): G protein-coupled receptor internalization; positive regulation of ERK1 and ERK2 cascade; signal transduction
Cellular component (GO): cytoplasm
Molecular function (GO): angiotensin receptor binding
Source: RefSeq, a predicted model, not a curated record